AUGCCCAAAAUGCUCCCUGUGGUUUCCCGUGCGCUAAGGGGCGCCUGCCCGAAACCGACUGGAAGAGCGCCGCUGGUAGCCCGUAACUUUGUCAACGAAGCUUCCUUUGAUAUUAGGAAAUGCGACCUUCACCGGCUGGAGGAGGGCCCUCCAAUCAGCACGGUUCUCACUAGGGAGGAUGGACUCAAGUACUACAAGACCAUGCAGACCAUCCGUCGGAUGGAAAUGAAAGCUGACCAGCUGUACAAGCAAAAGGUCAUCCGCGGUUUCUGCCACUUGUACGACGGCCAGGAGGCUUGUUGCAUGGGCAUUGAGGCCGCUAUUAGGCGCACAGAUCACGUGAUCACAGCCUAUCGAGCUCAUGGCUUCUGCUUUACUCGGGGGCUUUCCUUGAGAGAAAUUAUGGCAGAGUUAACUGGGCGCAAAGGAGGCUGCGCCAAAGGCAAGGGAGGCUCGAUGCACAUGUACGGCAAGAACUUCUACGGGGGCAACGGCAUUGUGGGAGCCCAGGUACCCCUGGGAGCUGGGAUUGCCCUGGCCUGUAAAUACCAAGGAAACGAUGAGAUCUGUUUUGCUUUGUACGGAGAUGGGGCUGCCAAUCAGGGCCAAAUAUUUGAAACUUUCAACAUGGCAGCUUUGUGGAAAUUGCCCUGUGUUUUUGUUUGUGAGAAUAAUUUAUACGGAAUGGGAACUGCCGUAGAGAGAGCAGCAGCCAGCACUGACUAUUACAGAAGAGGAGAUUAUAUUCCAGGAGUACGGGUGGAUGGUAUGGAUGUUCUGUGUGUCCGAGAGGCAGCAAAAUUUGUAGCUGCCUACUGCAGAUCAGGAAAGGGCCCGAUAGUGAUGGAACUACAGACAUAUCGUUAUCACGGACACAGCAUGAGUGACCCUGGUAUCAGUUACCGUUCUCGGGAUGAAAUUAAGGAAGUCAGGAGUAAGAGUGAUCCUAUCAUGCAUCACAAAGAGAGGAUGGUGACCAGCAACCUUUCCAGCAUUGAAGAAUUAAAGGAAAUUGAUAACGAAGUAAGGAAAGAGAUCGAGGAUGCCGCCCAGUUUGCCACAGCUGAUCCAGAGCCACCAUUGGAAGAAUUAGGCCAUCAUAUCUACUCCGGACAUCCACCUUUUGAAGUUCGUGGUGUGAAUCAAUGGAUAAAGUACAAGUCUGUCAGCUAA
Dromiciops gliroides (monito del monte) is the source of this 1173-nucleotide messenger RNA. Its product is annotated as pyruvate dehydrogenase E1 component subunit alpha, mitochondrial-like. Gene Ontology annotation, biological process: pyruvate decarboxylation to acetyl-CoA. Gene Ontology annotation, molecular function: pyruvate dehydrogenase (acetyl-transferring) activity. The transcript has a single exon. The coding region runs from base 1 to 1173 and encodes 390 amino acids. The record is from RefSeq and is a predicted model, not a curated record. Gene Ontology annotation, cellular component: intracellular membrane-bounded organelle. Lineage: Eukaryota; Metazoa; Chordata; Mammalia; Microbiotheria; Microbiotheriidae.